UGAGCCGAUGGAACGGAACAAACAAUGGCCUCAUCGUCUCUUUUCGUCGUCAAGCUCUCUCCCCUCGCGCUACCGCCACUUCGCUGCUCUAAUGCCGUCCGUUUCUCCCCCUCGCCACUUGCAGUCUCUCUCAAGAACAAGCUCACCUCCUCCGCAACCCUAUACGGGUCUCCUCUGCUGCUCCGGAGAACUCACUCUCCGAUCCCCUCUUCUUCUUCUUCUUCUUCUUGUUCCCUCUGUCGGAGAUCUUCGAGUCUCGUGGUCUUUGCUGCCAAAGGAUACAAGAUGAAGACCCACAAGGCCUCCGCGAAGCGGUUCCGGGUAACGGGGCGGGGGAAGAUUGUGAGGAGGCGGGCGGGGAAGCAGCACUUGCUGGCGAAGAAGAACACCAAGAGGAAGCUCCGGCUGUCCAAGAUGCAUCCAGUAAACAAGAGUGACUACGACAAUGUCAUUGGUGCACUACCGUACCUCAAAGUGAAUCGAAACGCAACCUGAAAGGCUCUAUUCAUGUUGGACCUUUUUUCUUGAUCUUUUUACACCCUGUGCUACUAUUGAUUUGAUAAUUUAUGCUGCCUUUGCCCUGAUUUACUCAUGUUUUGCAAGUUCGAUAACUGUAAACAUGUCAUUCACUCUGUUCUCUUCGUGAAAACUUGUGCAUUCUUGA
Musa acuminata AAA Group (dessert banana) is the source of this 664-nucleotide messenger RNA. Its product is annotated as large ribosomal subunit protein bL35c-like. Gene Ontology annotation, cellular component: ribosome; large ribosomal subunit. The coding region runs from base 25 to 495 and encodes 156 amino acids. Gene Ontology annotation, molecular function: structural constituent of ribosome. The record is from RefSeq and is a predicted model, not a curated record. NCBI's taxonomy places the organism in Eukaryota, Viridiplantae, Streptophyta, Magnoliopsida, Zingiberales, Musaceae. The transcript has 3 exons. Gene Ontology annotation, biological process: translation.